AUGAGUCGCCAGCACAGAAGAAAUAGAGAGGUGGUGGUCCUGCCGGACGAACUCAGAUGGGGACCCGCCCUUGUCGAGAGCGCAUGGGACCUGCCCGUAGGCCGUGAGUUUUUAUUUCAAAUCUAAAUUUUCCAAUUUUCGCCAAAAUUCAAAUUUCAAAACCGAUUUCUCAAGUUUUUGAGCCAAUUUUCAUUGAAUGUCUAAAUUUGCCAAUUCUUCACUAGAUUUUCCCCAAAAAUCAUCAAAUUUUGCAGCGGUGCUAACGCCGAUACAACACUACUUCAACCGGCAGAUCAACAAACUGGUCACCCCGGUGCAAGUGUCGCCCGAGCAGCGGGUCGUCCACGUGUGGGACUCGCGUCUGUGGCGCCUGUCGUUACCGGGACCGCUCGAGUGGACGGAUCCCGAGCAGCCGGACGAGCUCUUCCAGGACCGCUUCGUUCGCUCUGCCUACGUGAAGCACAUGAGCGCGCCGAGUAUGAUCCGCAACGAGCAGCGCUUUGAGCAGAUUGUGGAGCUUCUCAAAAAAGAGACUGCCAAAAUCCGGACGACCUCGUUUCUGAGGCAUUCGAUAGUGCGGCCGUUGGGACCGCGUGAGCUCCGUCGGAUUUGUCGCCGCGAAAUAGCCAACGAGCAGCUGCGACACCGACGAUACCAGGCCCUGAUCAACCCGGACACCCAUACGAGUUUGCUGUUUUUGGAGAAGCAAUACGAUGCGAAAAUGACGUGGCAUCUGAUCGAGGAGGCGCUGAAGUCGGAGGACAUCAACGAGGACGUGUGGUACUUUGCACCGUCCGGAUCGGAUUAUCAAAUACGGUUGGAAAACGGAAAAGAGCCCGAGAUGUUGUUCGAUCCAAGCGACACCGCCAGAGCAGUUGUGCACGAACAUCGGGCGGCGCCGACUGACAACUCGCUUGUCUUCUACGAGAAUCUGCUGAAAUGCAAACUGAAGUUGACGCGGAGACUGACGGAACUCGAGACGAGAUUGUUGGAAAAACGGACGGGACAGCUCGUCGAGGGACAACCACUCAGACUCCUCGAGUUCUACUAUCAGCAGGACAGAAAGCGGGCGCAGGAGAAAUUGUAAGGCUUUUUUCUAAAGUUUUUCCGAUUUUCGAGAAGAACUAUCGGAAAACAAUUUCAAACAAUUAUUUUUCUGCAGACGUUGCGUGGACGCGUUCUUCACUGACUCGCUGCUCGACAUGCAGAAGGUGUACGAGGAGGUGAUGCUGCACAUCAACUACGAGAUGCGGCCGAAGACGAUCGACGGAGUGAAGGUGACGCUCGUGCGUGAGUGCUUGAAGGACUUUACCGAAAGGGCGGUCCGCGAGAGCUACUACAACAUGCGCGUAUACUGCACGGACGACAAGGGCAACAUGAGCGACGCGAGCAAGCACAACGUCAAAAUCAAAACUGUUAGUUUUGGCAUUCAUUUUUCUACUUUUACUUUACAAAAUGUGCUGCAGAUGAUCGUCGACAUGUUCCCGAAACACUUCCACGACUUCGAAUCGCGUCGGUGGUUCCUGAAGAAGAUUCUGGACGCGAACAACAUCGAGGUGGAGAAGUACGAACCGUAUUUCGGUGGCGCCGAGUUCACGCGGGCGAAGGCGGCGGCGGCCAAAAAGAGAAACAUCAAGCGGAUCAUCGACUACGAGACCUACAAAGUCUGCCACAACGAAAGGAUUUACACGCCGAUGGGCAACAUUUUGUGGGACGAUAUGACGCUGGAACGGGGCGGAUGCGGCGCCAGGCACUUCUUCACAGCGGUCAUGAGCCGGCCCGAUGUGCCGUGGUUCACGAAGAGAAUAUCGAGGGGACCGGUGCGGGAACACGAGAGCUACACGAUCCACUUCCAGGACUCGGAGCAGGGCGUCGCGUUCAUCGAAGGAGCCAUCAAGGUGCACGAGACGGAGCCCAUCUUUCGGUGCGAUAAGGCCGACGAAGUUGGAGUUAGUUGAUCUUUUUUGUGAAUUUAAAAAACUGAAUAAUUUGCAGCCGGAGCUGGUGCCAAUCUUCCGUCUCUUCUUCCCGAUCCGCCGUCAGAUGCGCGCGGCUUUCGGCGAACAGAUCCGGGAGCUGGACAACCGCAUGCGGCACACGUUCCGCGAUCUCGCGGACAGUGAGGACGUGCUGAUGAGCACCUACGAAUCGGUCUUCUUCUUCGCGCGCAUCUAUGAAGAGUGGACGGACGGCGAGGAGUUCGGAGUGAUCGGAGUGGAGGGAUGGAAUCCGAAAGGAGUCCGUCAUUUUGUCAACCGUCUGCGCCACGUUAUGCGCGCCAUGGAAUUCGACGCCCGCACGGAGGACCACGUCGAAUUGCUGCACGGAAUCGGAGAGGUGUGGGUCAGACAUCUUCCGUGCAAAUACAAUGACGAGGUGAGCAAAUUUUCAACAAAAAAAAGUUGUAUAAGUGACAAGAAGAGGUCCAAUUCUUGAACGACAAAUAGCUAAUCUGAAUUUUUGGAAAAAAUUGCUAUUUUUCUAAAAAUUUUUGCUAAACUCAAAAUCUUCAGAUCCUGAUCGACGUGGACAAGAACCGUGAAGUGAUCAGCGUAUUCGGCGGCCGCGCGAACGAAGUGAUCGACGAGCUCCGUGGCUACAAGGAGAACAAGAGCAAAAUCCGCGUGGAGGUGGACAUUCCGAUAUGCUUCCCGCACUUCAACGACGCCGCGCUACCGCUGAUCCACGAGCACAUUGCCGAGAUGGCCGAUGCGUUGGGCGUGCGGCUGUUCGUCGACAUGCGGCGGAUGGCGAUCGAGUACGAGGGAACCGUCGCGGCCUACGAAAGGUUGACGCAGGCGCUCGCAGAAGUCUCCAACGCUGUCUUCAAGGCCGAAACGAAACGACUCGGCGAGAAUUUCGAACUUCCGAACAAACAUUGCAUAGGAUGUCUCGACGAGCGGAUCCAGGACAACUUCUUCCGAUUCGGCUGCGGACACACCAUGUGUCGCCCGUGCGUCUGGAACAUGGUCAGUUCGCGGAUGGACAACCCUUCCCUGCGGAUCGAGUGCUCAGCCGACGGAUGCGGAAAGUGUCUGACACCAUCUGAACUCAAAACGAUCGUCCUCGGCGGAAGUCGUCGGUUGCGCGAGCUCGACUCGCAGAAACUCGCUCGAGUGGCGGCUCGCGCCAAGGACACGGUGAUCGCGAUGAACGGGGACAUCGUGACGUGUCCGACGGCGGACUGCGUGGCCGUACGUCGUCCGAAUGCGGAGGCCGGUAAGAUGAAAUGCGGCACGUGCGACUCGAGGUACUGCGGAAUGUGUCUCGACGAUUGGCAUCCGGAGCAGACGUGCGCCGACUACAAGCGCCUCAAACAGCCGGAGGAAUCGAUCGCAGAGUUCCGUCGGAAUCUGCCGAAGAACGCGCUGAAGUGCUGUCCAAAGUGCGGACUCGGGGUGAUGCGCUCGGACGGAUGCUUCCACAUGCAGUGCCCGUGCGGAGCCCACUUCUGCUGGGUCUGUCUCUUCAUGGCCGAGAACUCCAAUUAUGUGUACGAACACAUGCGAAGAGUGCACAAAACCAUCGGUGGAGAGCAGUGGCUCAUCGAACAUGUUAGUUUUGCAUUUUGACCAAGGCUGAGAUUUAACGUUCAUAGACCCUGACGAACAUUUUAGGCAAAUUUUAACAUUUUCGUGUUUUCCUUACGAUAACAGAACGUUUCACGAAUUUUACGGUGUUUACAGGAGUUCCAGUCUGUUAAUUUCACGCACUUUUGACGAAAACCUUGGCAGACCUGGCAAAAAUUGAUUUUUUCAGGGCGAAGCGAUCGUAAUCCCAGAAGCGGAUCAAGAGGUGCUCGGACCGGUGCGCGACAACAUCAGGCAGGAUCCAGACGUCGAUGUGUUUAUCGAUGUGAUGGACCGCGAAGUUCCGGCGCAGCCGCAAAUCGCUCCGCCCGCUGGGAUGAUUCCUCGACCGCCCGGACUCCCCGAGCCGCCACGUGGACUUUUCGGAGCCGCCCGGAAUUUUCCCGAAAACCCGGGGCCCGCACCACCGCCGGCCGACCGAUUUCCCGGUGAGGGAAGACAGUUGGGACACGUGCGGCACACACUUUUCGGACCAAUCCCGCAAGGACCCGCUCCACGCAGAUGGAUCGACGAAUUGCCGCGCGAGUUGCUCCGCAUGAACGAGAUGUUCUUUGCGGAUCUGCAAGUGCAGGAGGAUGCGUUGAACUUUGUGAACUUGGCCCCGACUGCGGAAGCGUUCAACGAACGGAUAGCGAGGUGCUGGCAGUUGGCCGAGGAAGCCGCGCCAUAG
Caenorhabditis sp. 36 PRJEB53466 is the source of this 4260-nucleotide messenger RNA. Lineage: Eukaryota; Metazoa; Nematoda; Chromadorea; Rhabditida; Rhabditidae. The record is from the annotation of a GenBank genome assembly.